Molecule: messenger RNA, 717 nt
Organism: Anopheles maculipalpis
Lineage: Eukaryota; Metazoa; Arthropoda; Insecta; Diptera; Culicidae
Product: ninjurin-B-like
Exons: 5
Coding region: 1-717 (238 amino acids)
Biological process (GO): tissue regeneration; cell adhesion
Cellular component (GO): membrane
Source: RefSeq, a predicted model, not a curated record
AUGUCCGAAUUAGUGAGCUAUCGUUCAGGUAUGCUACCAGCAAAGGUAGAAGUACCUAACGACGAGGAUCUUAAUGGCGACGAUAACGAUUUUAGCAGCAUAGUGGAGUCGGAACACGGUGAACACAACAACUAUCCAUGCGCGAGAUCAAACGCCGGCUAUACCAGCUUAAUGGUGUAUCAGGAGAGUAAACCGUAUCCUGCCCAAGAGAAACAUGGUCAAGAAAGUAUUCAAAUCCAAAGACAGGACAGUGAUAUAACAGACCUAAAAGAACCAACCAACAAACAACUUAACGCAGAGCUGAGCAGCUUUGUGCAAAAGAAAUCAUUCGCCCAAAACAUGAUGGACAUUGCGCUGCUGUCUGCUAACACAAAUCAGCUACGAUACGUGAUAGAUCUGGGCGACAAGCAUCCGUACUAUAUGACCAGCUUGCUGCUAAUUAUAGUAAGUUUGGUGAUGCAAAUUGUUGUCGGAUUGUCGAUGGUUUAUUUAAACAGGUAUAACAUGAAGAACAAGAGGGAAAUGAAAGCGGCUUCCCACAUGAAUAACCUGUCAGUAGCGGGUGUGUUCUUGGUAACACUGGUGAACGUGUUUAUUUCCACUUUUAACGGUGCAGGAGUUGGACCAAUGUCUACACAAGAUCAAGCCAGUGUGCCACAGAAUGCAUCUACUUUAACCACGCAACAAGCUCCAUUCGUGGAGCAGGAAAAUCCAUGA